Messenger RNA from Symbiodinium necroappetens, 4077 nucleotides. NCBI's taxonomy places the organism in Eukaryota, Dinophyceae, Suessiales, Symbiodiniaceae. The record is from the annotation of a GenBank genome assembly.
AUGGGAAUGCCCCAAGCCCUGCAGACUCUCGAGGCAGUCACCUUGGUCUGCCUGGAGAAUAUCCAACAGACGAGUUCUGUUGUCAGGGAGGAUACACCCGACCCCAAUAGCAUGUUGCAGAUUGCUAGGUCGGUGAUGCAACUGAGCGACUAUGAUGCCCUGACUCCCCAUCACUGUGUUGCAAUGCGAGCCGGGUACCCGGCCCAUCACUUCCUUGCAUAUGUUUUCCACCCGGACAUUACGGAACCCCUAAGUGAUGUGGUCACAGUGCUGGCCAAACCAGGAGAUGUCCUGAGAUUCUGCCCGUCAGGCACAACGCCACUAUUCCGAAAUACGUUUGAUGAGCUGCUUAACAAUCCCCUUCUUUGGGACGCAUCCCCGGCGUACAUCCCGCGGGAAUCCGUCUCUUCCAGAUGGUAUGCCAUGCGGAGCCAUGUGACCCGCACUCCGCAGUACGCUGGGGCCAGCAGGCAGGAAAUCCAAAACAUAGCGGCAGAUGCCUUUGAUUCCGAGGCAGAAGAUCUCGUGUUCACCUAUCCCCUCCCCAAUAGUGUUCUUGCUGCAACAGAGAAAUCUGCGUCGGGAGGUCGCCAUGGCAUGCUGGCCUUUGUCGAUGCGCGCCCACUUGGCGUCUCUCCCUCAUUCUUGCAGUUGGCUGAUUCCUCCAUCAUGGUUGAGCAGCUUGUUCGGUUCAUCGAUUUCAAACCGCCCAUUGGCUUCAAUGUUUAUGCCCAGGGCAUGUAUGGUCAGGAUCGAGAGGUGCAGAUUUUUGACCAAUGCACCAUUGUCCUCUCACUGGUGCCAAGUGACGCUGUCCCGCUCCCUCACCGUAGCCUUUCAGCGCCACCAAGCUACCAUGGCCCACCACAGGCUGUACCUGUUAGUGGUCAGACGAGACACGAGACAGGAGAACAUGGACCCACGGUCUUCGCCAGGGAAGAUGUAGCGCAGCAGGAUCCCAUUGCACUACUCGACCUUGAAGAACCGGACGAAGAGGAGUCGGAACAUGAGAAUAUCAUUAAUGCCGGCUUCAUGAUCUUCACUCCUAGGCUGGUGCCAGCGGUGCCACAACCCGACGCGUCUUUUGGCACUGUGCUUUCGGUCCCCAGCUGGGCGAACCAUCUAUCUUGUGUGCUCAUCGACACUCGCAGCCUCGAUGGACGGCUGUUCGCUUUUGAGAUCAGGGGCAGACUGAACCGGUCCUCACUUCUUCAACAGGUUGGGCUUGGAGCCGACCAGGCUGUUGAUGUCUUCCUGCACGGACGAGUUCUGGAUGCUGUGGAUUGGUUCCAAUUCCUGUCAGGCGAUGUUGUGCAAAUUCUGCCCAGGGAUAGUUUGCCGCCACCGCCCAUUGCUCUAGUCGAUAUGCUAAGGGACUCUGAAGGUUGGAUCUAUCCCUGUCCAAGCUUCGAUGGACCAGCAGAGGUGGCAUUCCUUGUCCUUAUCGAUGGAGGACAUCGAGUUGUCCCUGUAGACACUGACACCAUACAGUCGUCACGUGCCUUCAAGGCCGAAGUAUCGAAGCUUGUUGGGUACUCUUACGAUAAUGUCACGAUCUGUCCGGCAAUGCCGAGGAUUGAAGAUCUUGCUGUCCUCGGGCAGCGUUGCAAAACUGCACUAGUUGCCACAGAGAAGCUGACCAAGGUUCCGAUUCCUCCAGGUAGAAUGCUUCUCCUGAGAGACGUUGCAUGGAGCCUCGCACCACAAGGCUAUGCCGACGUGCACGACCUGGCCUCCCCGUACCAGUACAUAGAACCGGAAGGAAGGACGGCCACAGAACAGUCCCACCUAAACACCCUCCGUUCUUUUGUGAGCGCACUUGGUGGCCCAUGGCUCCCCCGCCUACCAUAUGAUCUGCAACACCUGCUUCAGCAAGAUUCAGAUGGAGAGAGCGACCAGGAUGCUGAGGAUGACACCCUCGCACAGGUCACUUGCUCUGUGCUGGCGCCCGACUUUACUCCGGCCUGGUACAGCAUAGAGAUUCACAUGCCAGCCACAACCGAUGAGGUUAUCACUGCCCUCCAGCCGUUGCGCCCAGACCGAAUGAGGUCGCAGCUUCCUCAACUUGUGCCUGUAUUGCCGCAGCCCAGGGCUACCGUUGCGACGUUUGUCUCGGUUCCAACAUGGAGCCCAACAGACCAGUGCGUGUGUUUUGAUUGCACUAGGGUUGACCACCGAUUGUAUGGUACCCUAGUCCCAGAGUACGUGACCCUGCAAAGGCUCCUCCAUAUAGCCGACUUCCCGCCAAACCUUGCCAUUACAGUGUGGGCAGGGCCAGACCAACACCCUGUUGGACAAGAUGAAGUCGUACAUACUUUUCCAGGGAUGCUUUUCUGUUUCUUGCACGAUGGCGAGGAACCGCAGAUCCCCAUCACCCUGGGGCAGCUAUUACAGUUCCGGAGUUGGAACUCUCCGGGAGAGCUUCCAGAGCCCAGGACCAUCCAUGCAUACGGCCUUGUCUACUAUCGGCAGGCCCAGCUUUUUGUCUCCGACCCCUACCUUCCCACCAGACACCGCCAGCACAUCGCCGAGGUCACGGGAGCUGACAUUACUCGGAUGCGUUUGUACGCCGGGUCCCCAAGACCUACCGAUGCUGCGAUCAAUGGGGUUGUUUGCAAGACCAUUUUGGCUGUCGGGGAUAGGCAUAGGUCCUAUGUGCAGCCUGCCUGGCACCUAGCCCUCCUAGAUUGUCGCCUUAUUGGACUAAGUUGGCGAACUGUCACUGUUGAAGGUGGCACUUUCAACCUUGAACAGGUUCUUGAGGAUUUGGAUCAGCAUGCACCGAAUGGAUGGCAUUCAGUCAUCUUAGAUGACCGUAGACAGACAGGCCAUAUUGAGGCUAGACCUGGACAGAUCUUUCCCAUUGUCUUUUCUCUUGGGGACAGGAAUAGCCGACCUGUCGCCACUGAGCAGACAGCGAGGGACCCUCUUGGCGAAGACCCAGGUGAAAUUAAUAGUGGCCCAGGGUCUGAGCCUGGACGGGAUGAGCCCUCGUCCACCCGUGUCAGAGGUGACCAAGGGCAAGCCAUGCAACAGGAUAGGUCGUCAGGCUCUGAUUCUGGACCCAUACAUGCCUAUGUUAGUCGGCAAGAUCAGGUACACGAUAGUGACACGCCAGUACCUUUCCUUGUUUUCUCACAGGAAUACUGGCCAGAGCUCGUAGUAGUCCGUCUUGCUCUUCCGACAGGCACACACGGUGCUAUUGCUGCAGUUGAACAGGCCAGAGAUGCGGAGGACCAUCGUGGUCGCUCUAGGCUUAUUCCUGUCUUUCCGCAAUCACGGGAGAAACAGGCUUGCCUUAUAGCUGUGCCGGUCUGGCCCUUUGAGGGCAUUGCAGUACUGGUUGAUAACCGUGUUGCCAACGGAGGCAUUUUCGCUGUGAUUCUUCCCCGCAUUACUUCCCGUGAGGCACUUCUUAGGAUUGCCGGCCUACCGGAUGACUCAGACCAUGAUGUCUACCUCAGAGACACUCCAUGGCCAUGUACAAAUGAACAGGUUGUCUUUCUGAGUCAAGGGGACCUGAUCCUCAUAUGCCCCAACACCGGAAGGCCUGAACUUUUUGGUGGUUUAGACCAGUUUCUUCGGGUAGACCGCAGAUGGGACCGCUGUCCAUCUCUACCAGGAGAUGUGGACAACCUAUCUUGGGUCCUCUCGGAUGGCACCAAAAGCGCAGCACAGGUUGAAAGUGAUGCCUUUGCUGCAAAUAGCAAUACGGUUGCACAGUGCCUUGACCUCCCCCCGGGACAGUUUACCCUUGUUCCAGCUUCGCCGCCGAUUAACGAUCAUGCCAGAACAGGGAUUGUAUCUGCCAAUGUCCUGGUUGCCUGCGACACAGCUGACUACCAGCCAGAACGGGUUAAUGAGAGGACCCCCUUUAUCCUUGAUUUAAGGCCCAUUCUCCUUUACAUUUCCUUUGCCUAUGCUGAGGAUGCCACUGUUGAUGUGUCCGCUCUUGGGCGACGCCUCGCUGUAAGGUGCCCGCCAGGAUUCCACUUGCGUCUGUAUGGGGGACAAUAUUUUCGAGAUAUGGGGAACCACUAUAGGACUGUGCGCCCAGGUGAGGUCCUUAAAGCAUAG